Molecule: messenger RNA, 1483 nt
Organism: Nicotiana attenuata
Lineage: Eukaryota; Viridiplantae; Streptophyta; Magnoliopsida; Solanales; Solanaceae
Exons: 7
Coding region: 108-1433 (441 amino acids)
Source: RefSeq, a predicted model, not a curated record
CAACCCGCUUUGCCUUUUCAGUUUCUGAACAAAUUUGUUGCAUUUUCCAUUUUUUUCUUCGCACUCUUUCAUCUCUUCUUCUUCUGUGUAUUGAGGCAUACGCAACAAUGGCACCCAGAGGCAGACCCAGAAAGCGAUUAGGCCGAAUAGACGCAGCAAUUGAUGCCAUGACACCUUUCGGCUUUGAUGAAUCGCUAGUUCGGAAAACAGUGAAUAAACUUCUCAAGGAAUACGGCGGAAAUGAGGGAUGGGCCUUUAUUGAGGAUUGUGGCUACAAAGAACUCAUUGAAGCUAUACUUCGCGAUCUAGAGAGCAAUGAUGAAGGCACUACUAAUUUACAAGAGGGUGUCUCCUCACAAGACGAAAGAGCAGUAGAACCUGCUUUACAAUGCACCAUUAGUCCCUCCAGCACUCUUGGUGAUUUCUCAUGCAAUGAAGCUGGCAAUACUGUAGGAGAAACAGCAUGCUCUGAGCUUGUCAAUGCAGUAGGAGAACCAACACACGAAAAGCUUUGCAGCAACAGACAAGACAUUAGCAAUACUGAAGUAUUUUGUUCCCUGCCAGCUGAAGGAGAUGGAAAUAGCUGGAAAGACGUAGGGGAGGACCAAAUCUCUACCCAGAAGGAGACAGCUGAUGCUGUUUGCCCUGAUGGUCGAAAUUCUGGGAAUGAAGUGCAACCCGGGAGCAAUGCUCAUGUUUUUGCUCUACCUCCAACUCAUUCCCCAUGCCCAGUUAAAUAUCUCAAAAUUUGUUCUGAGAGUCAAGUGCAAUCAUGGAGUUUCUCUUAUGUUUCUAGUCCACUUCCAACUCCUUCCCUAUGCCCAGUUAGACGUCUCCCUCCCCCUGCUGAUCAUCACACCACAGCUCUUCCUUCCUCAAAGGGUUUCUCCUCACAAGAUGAAAGAGCAGUAGAAGACACUGCUUUAGAAAGCACCAUUGGCCCCUCGAGCACUCAUCUUGAUUCCACAUGCAACAAAGCUGGCAAUACCGUAGGAGAAACAGCAAGCACUGUGCUUGUCAAUGCAGUAGGAAAAUCAACAUACGAAGAGCUUUGCAGCAACAAACAAGACAUUGGCAGUAGUGAAGUAUUAAGUGUCCUGCCAGCUGAAGGAGAUGGAAAUAGGUGGAAAGACAUAGGGGAGGACAAGACCUCUACCCAGAUGGUUGAUGGUGGAAAUUCUGGGAGUGAAGUGCAAGCAGGGAGUAACUAUCAUGUUACCGCUCCACCUCCAACUUCUUCCGCGUGCUCACUACUUACUAAUCUCCCUCCCCCUGCAACUCUUCCUUCCUCAAAGCGAGUUUGCCUUGAGCCACCAAGAAGGCGCUUUCCUUGUUAUGGCUGGAUUGAAAGCGAUGAUGAAGAAGAUGCCGAUGACUUCAUACAAUUACCACCAAUGAGACCAACAAUAAGGGGUCGUUUGGUUGUCGGUUAGAGUUAUGCAGGUAUUAGUUAUGCAGGGAUUAGUUAUGCAGGGAUAAGUAA